This is a messenger RNA of Ochotona curzoniae (black-lipped pika), 2096 nucleotides long. RefSeq names its product transcobalamin 2 (gene TCN2). Gene Ontology annotation, biological process: cobalamin transport. The transcript is spliced from 9 exons. Gene Ontology annotation, molecular function: cobalamin binding. Bases 354 to 1652 code for a protein of 432 amino acids. The record is from RefSeq and is a predicted model, not a curated record. Lineage: Eukaryota; Metazoa; Chordata; Mammalia; Lagomorpha; Ochotonidae.
GCAGGCGUGGCCGACUGACUUGGGCAGAUCAAACAAGUUUCUGAGCACUGGCCCCGGGCUCUUUAAGCAGCUGGGGGACAAGAACGUGGCUGACCUCAGGCUGGUCCCUCCCUGCCUUCCCUUUUCUCACACUUCUGAAGAAACCCGUUCUGCCCUUCCUUCCUUCCUCUGUGUUUUGGCUUUCUCCCUCAACCCCAAAGCCCUUUUCCUCUUUCUCUUUGCUGACUUAGCAGCACGCUGUGGGGCGUGGAGAGAUUAAUCAGUGACUGGACGCUGCCUCCGUUGGAACGGUGGUCAGGAACGCUGGCCAUCCGCCUGCCUGCUGGCCUGCCACUCAACCUCCUACACCUGCCAUGGGGCGCCUAGGGCUUCUCCUCUUCCUAUUGGGAGCCCUGGGGGCUCAGGCUGAGAUCUGUGAGAUAACAAGAUUGGACAGCCAGCUAGUGGAGAAGCUGGGCCAGCACCUCCUACCGUGGAUGGACCGGCUCUCCCCGGAGGACUUGAACCCCAGCAUCUACGUAGGUUUACGUCUUUCCAGUCUGCAGGCUGGGUCCAAGGAAGACUUCUACCUGCACAACCUCAAGCUCAAGUACCAGCAGUGCUUCUCAGGGUCUACCUCCAGCGACAGUGCCAGUAACUGCCAGUCCCAGGUGUCCAUGGGCCAACUGGCCCUCUACCUGCUUGCCCUCAGAGCCAACUGCAGGUUGGCAGAGGGCCACAAGGAGGACAGGCUGGUGUCACGGCUCAAGCGGUUCCUGGAGGAAGAGAGGAAAGCCAUAGGACACGACCACAAGGGCCACCCCUACACCAGCUACUAUCAGUACGGCCUCAGCAUCCUGGCACUGUGCCUCCACCAGAAACGGGUCCCUGACUAUGUGGUGGGCAAGCUCCUAUAUGCCGUGGAACAUGACCAGCUCUUCCAGCAGGGCCACUUCUCUGUAGAUACAAUGGCCAUGGCAGGCUUGGCCUUCACCUGCCUGGAACGCUUCAACUUCAACCCGGACCAGAGAACACGGAUUACCACAGCCAUCGGCACAGUGCGGGAGAAAAUCUUGAUGGCCCAGACCCCCGAGGGUCAUUUCGGGAAUGUCUACAGCACCCCACUAGCACUGCAGCUACUGAUGGCCUCUCCUGCACCUGGGGUACAUCUGGGCACAGCAUGCACCAAGGCCCGGGCUGCUCUGUUGGCCAGUCUACAGGACGGAGCCUUCCAGAAUGCUCUGGUGAUCUCCCAGCUGUUGCCAGUCCUGAACCACAAGACCUACCUGGAUCUCAUCUUCCCAGACUGCCAGGCACCAAGAGCCAUGUUGGUUCCAGCCAGCGAGGCCCCUUCCCUGAGCGAGCUCCCAGAGGUUAUCACCGUCACGCUGAAGGUCCCCAGCGUCACACCACCGUAUGAGCGAUCCCUCUUUGCCAUCUCGGGGUUUUCCUUGGAAGAGAUCCUGAAGUGGGCCCAUGAAUUUGGAGGAUUCACGUACGAAACUCAGACCACUCUGUCGGGUCCCUACCUGACUUCCGUGAUGGGGAAAGUGGCUGGACCCCGGGAGUUCUGGCAGCUUCUCCGAGCCCCAGACACUCCCCUGCUGCAAGGCAUCGCAGACUACAAACCCAAGGAUGGGGAGACCAUCGAGCUGAGGCUGGUGAGCUGGUAGGCUCGAGGCUGCCUCCCGCAGCCACCUUGCUUGCUCCUGGGGCUCCGUGUCUGCCGGCCUGAGACCUCCGUGUCUGAGGUUCCUUCGCACAGGACCUGAUCUUGCCAACCACUUCGUGUUCCACUUGGAGAAUUGUCCCCCACCCCGGCCACCACCCCAGCAAAGAUCUGAGCCAAAGCCUCACCCAGAGCAGGAAGCCAAGCAUUUUCCCCAGGACAUCUGUCGGCCCAGGUCUGGCCCAGGUGAAGACCCCGCUGGGAUGUGAGGGAUGACUCCUGCAUCCUCCGGAAUAUGAAGUAUGGCGACUCCUGGUGUCAUAAGGGCCGCUCUCACCCCAGCCCUGCGCUCAGCCAUCCAGAGUGGCAGCCCCUGAGCUGGCCGUGGCAUGGCAGUUGGCUAUGCUCCAUGCCCACCUUGGAAAUGAUUAAAGCAUUGAUUAUCUGU